AUGGCUGAUGGAUCAUCAUCAGUGGCAACUACAAAUCAACGAGUAGCAACUAAUCCUUCAUUACCUAUCGAAUAUCAAAUUCGUCCACCUUCUCUUCCGACUCCACGAGAAUCUCCAUUAACUGGUCUUGCUUCACAUCCGUAUCGUCCACGUUCGAUCUGGUACGAACUUUGGAAAUCAAAAUUAGCUUUUAUACUUUUUGUUACAUCAUCAACAUUUAUUUAUUUCGAUUAUCAACGUACACAACGUUAUAAAAUACAAAAAGCUUUAAACGCCGCUAGUGAAGAAAACGAAAUAAAGCAAAAGAAGUAA
This is a messenger RNA of Rotaria socialis, 312 nucleotides long. NCBI's taxonomy places the organism in Eukaryota, Metazoa, Rotifera, Eurotatoria, Philodinida, Philodinidae. The record is from the annotation of a GenBank genome assembly.